This is a messenger RNA of Brassica rapa (field mustard), 1069 nucleotides long. Its product is annotated as 5'-methylthioadenosine/S-adenosylhomocysteine nucleosidase 1. The record is from RefSeq and is a predicted model, not a curated record. NCBI's taxonomy places the organism in Eukaryota, Viridiplantae, Streptophyta, Magnoliopsida, Brassicales, Brassicaceae. Gene Ontology annotation, molecular function: methylthioadenosine nucleosidase activity. Gene Ontology annotation, biological process: nucleoside metabolic process.
CCAUGAGAUUCUUUUCUCUUUCGUGGUAAAACGCAAAAGAGGUCCUUCCUUAUUCGCUUGUGCCGUUUCUUCAUUGCUCAAUUGAUUUUUGUGUGUUGUCUUCUGCAAAUCGAACGAGUGAAGAGCGAAAGAGAAUCGAGAGAGAGAGAGAAGUAUGGGUCCUCAUGGAGAUGGUGACAUCGAGAAUGUUGAAUCGGAGAGUCGUCGUCGACCCAUCUCCACAGUCGUCUUCGUCAUCGCGAUGCAAGCGGAGGCUCAACCUUUGGUCAACAAGUUCGGACUCUCCGAAACUUCUGAUUCUCCGCUUGGUAAAGGAUUGCCCUGGGUUCUCUACCACGGGCUGCACAAAGAUCUUCGAAUCUAUGUAGUCUGCCCUGGAAAAGAUGCUGCUUCAGGGAUAGAUAGUGUUGGAACUGUUCCAGCUUCUCUCAUUACCUUUGCUUCUAUCCAAGCUUUACAGCCUGACAUUCUCAUCAAUGCUGGAACCUGUGGUGCCUUUAAGGUUAAAGGAGCCAACAUAGGAGAUGUAUUCCUUGUAUCUGAUGUUGUCUUCCAUGAUAGGAGAAUACCUAUUCCGAUGUUUGAUCUGUAUGGAGUUGGUCUUCGACAGGCAUUCUCAACCCCCAAUCUCCUCAAGGAACUAAAUUUGAAGAUUGGCAGGUUAUCUACUGGUGAUUCCUUGGAUAUGUCCACGCAAGAUGAAUCAUUGAUCAUUGCCAAUGAUGCUACACUAAAGGACAUGGAGGGUGCUGCGGUGGCCUAUGUUGCUGAACUUCUGAAAGUACCAGUGAUAUUCUUAAAAGCCGUGACCGAUCUGAUCGACGGAGACAAACCGACGGCAGAAGAAUUCUUACAGAACUUGGCUGUUGUGACCUCUGCGCUAGAGGAAACUGCCACUAAAGUGAUCAACUUCAUCCAUGGGAAAACCCUUUCAGACCUCUAACUCUCUACUUGUGCUAUUUUUAUGUAACAACCGUGGUUCUUUAAAAAUGCGUUUCAACAUCAUUCGCAGUGUCACUCACUUCCAGUGAUCUAUAAUAAUAAAAAACUUCAAAACUUUCAGACGUUU